GGAGAUUUGAGUGAAAUGAGAGACUGGGCUGCUCCAUUGAUAGCUUCAGCGCUGUUUGCAUUUCUAUCGCCAGGGCUAAUCCUGCAAAUCCCAGGGAAGAAUCAACCCAUGGGUUUCAUGAACAUGAAAACAAGUGUGGCUUCCAUAUUUGUGCAUGCUGUUCUCUAUGCUGUGUUCCUCAUCCUGUUUCUUGUUGUUCUUCAUAUUCACCUCCCUGUCUUAGAACAACAUGAGGUUUCCAUUUUGUACUUUGCCGUUUUCUGCUCACAGAGAACUUUAAGAAGAGAUAUGUUGUUGCAGGGAUGGAUUGCUUCUGAAAAUGCUCUUAAGUUAAUCAUUAAGCUUAAUACACUUUUUAAUGCCUAA
Molecule: messenger RNA, 366 nt
Organism: Hibiscus syriacus
Lineage: Eukaryota; Viridiplantae; Streptophyta; Magnoliopsida; Malvales; Malvaceae
Exons: 2
Coding region: 16-366 (116 amino acids)
Source: RefSeq, a predicted model, not a curated record